Balaenoptera acutorostrata (minke whale) is the source of this 5896-nucleotide messenger RNA. RefSeq names its product centromere protein I (gene CENPI). Bases 167 to 2395 code for a protein of 742 amino acids. Gene Ontology annotation, cellular component: kinetochore. NCBI's taxonomy places the organism in Eukaryota, Metazoa, Chordata, Mammalia, Artiodactyla, Balaenopteridae. The record is from RefSeq and is a predicted model, not a curated record. The transcript has 21 exons.
UUGUCGUGGCCAAGUUCGCUCCUUGCUGGGGCAGGCUGUGAAAGGGGGUCCUUGGGGAGCGAUGGGACGGUUCCACCGGAAAGGGCCAGAAGCUGCUCGCCCGCCCUUCUUUCGUAGGACCCGAGGAAACAACUCGGAACCUGGAACUUCUUGAACACGUGCAGUAAUGUCACUUCAAAGGAAAGUUAAGAACUCUCAGGCACAAAAGAGGACUUCACAAGGUAGUAAUAGCUAUCAGACUAGACUCUCGGCCUGGAAAGUAAAAGAGGACCUAAGUGACUCAAAGAGCAUCUCGAAACAUGGACAAAACAAUCCAGUGGAAGAUUAUGAACAUGCUGAUGAUCAAGCAGAAGGCGCUCUGCAAAUAGCACUGACAUACUUUGAGAAAGGUCCCGUUAAAACUUCACAGAGUAAAGAUAAAACCUUGGAGAAACACUUGAAAACUGUGGAAAAUGUGGCGUGGAAGAAUGGGUUAGCUCCAGAAGGAAUCGACAUUCUAUUAAAUGUGGCACUCAGUGGCAAAUUUGGGAGUGCUGUAAACACUCGGAUAUUCAAGUGUAUGAUUCCAGCAACUCUAAUAUCAGAAGAUUCUGUGGUUAAGGCGGUCUCUUGGCUUUGUGUUGGCAAGUGUUCUGGUAGCACCAAGGUACUUUUUUAUCGUUGGCUGGUUGCAAUGUUUGACUUCAUUGAUCACAAGGAGGAAAUUAACUUGCUCUAUGGCUUCUUUUUUGCUUCAUUGCAAGAUGAUGCACUGUGCCCUUAUGUCUGCCAUUUGUUGUAUUUACUUACCAAAAAAGAGAAUGUCAAACCAUUUCGUGUGAGAAAACUGCUUGAUCUUCAGGCCAAAAUGGGAAUGCAGCCUCAUCUCCAGGCUUUGUUGUCACUAUAUAAAUUCUUUGUUCCUACUUUGAUUUCUGUAUCUUUGCCUAUGAGGAAGAAGAUCUAUUUUAAGAAUUCAGAGAAUCUGUGGAAGACAGCUCUACUUGCUGUGAGGCAAAGGAAUCAGGGACUUCCUCCAGAACCUCUAAAGUUGAUGUUAGCUAAUGUCCAUCCUGUAAAAAGAAAAUGGAAUUCUCACUCAGUUAUACCAGUGCUAAAUUCCCGUAACUACAGUAAAGAAAGUGGGAAAAAGGGGAUGAAUCUUUCUGAUUAUUUCAGUAGCAAUGGAUCAUUUCCACUGGAACAGCUUAAAAGCUUCCCUCAACUCUUACAGAACAUCCAUUGCUUAGAGCUGCCUUCUCAGAUGGGCGCAGUGCUGAACAACUCUCUGCUACUACACUAUAUUAACUGUGUCAGAGAUGAGUCAGUCUUACUGAGGCUCUAUCACUGGUUGAGUCAAACAUUACAAGAAGAAUGUAUUUGGUACAAGGUGAAUAAUUAUGAACAUGGAAAAGAAUUUCCCAACUUCCUGGACACUAUCCUCAAGGCAGAAUGCUUCUUACAAGAGGGGUUUUAUUCCUGUGAAGCAUUCCUAUAUAAGAGCCUUCCUCUCUGGGAUGGCUUCUGUUGUCGAUCACAGUUCCUUCAACUUGUGAGCUGGAUUCCUUUUAGUAGCUUCUCUGAGGUGAAACCACUUCUUUUUGACCAUCUAUCACGGCUCUUCUUUACAUCAACUAUUUAUUUCAAGUGUAGUGUUCUUCAGUGUCUGAAAGAGCUACUGCAGAAUUGGCUGUUGUGGCUUUCUAUGGACAUCCACAUGAAAUCUGUGAUGAACAGUCCUCUAGAGACAACUUUAGGUGGAUCCAUGAACUCUGUGUCUAAACUGAUUCACUAUGUAGGGUGGCUGUCCACUACUGCAAUGCGCUUGGAAAACAACAGUACUUUCUUGCUGCACUUUAUUUUGGAUUUCUAUGAGAAGGUGUGUGACAUAUAUAUAAAUUAUAACCUUCCAUUGGUGGUGUUGUUUCCUCCUGGGGUCUUCUAUCCUGCACUCCUCAGCCUGGAUUCCAGUAUCCUGAACCAGCUCUGUUACAUUAUGGACAGGUAUCGUAAAAAUUUGACUGCUGCAAAGAAAAAUGAGUUGGUACAAAAGACAAAAUCAGAGUUCAGCUUCAGCAGCAAGACCUAUCAAGAAUUUAAUCACUAUUUGACAGCCAUGGUUGGUUGCCUGUGGACAUCCAAACCUUUCCAGAAAGGAUUAUAUAUUGACCCUGAAGUCUUAGAAAAAGCUUCAGUAGCAGAGUACAAAAACAGUUUAAAUUUAGUCCAUCAUCCUGCUCUUUUGAGUUAUGCUGUUUUCUUUCUGCUACAGGAAUGGCCAAAAGAAAGGAAAGUAAACAUGAGCUCUGUUUGGGGGAAGAAAUGGAACUGGUAUUUGGACUAUUUAUUUUCAGAAGGGUUACAAGGCUUGAAACUUUUCAUAAGAAGCAGUAUUCAUCGUUCUUCUGUCCCCUGAGCAGAGAGCAUAAAUCACCUGAUCAACAUUAAAUGAAUGUUGACAGAAACAAACUGAGCAUAUGGGACUAAAUUCCUUCCUUGUUGCUGGAGAGGUCAAGUGGCUCAACUUGAGUUUCCAUACUCAUUUCACCAACAGACUGCCAUCCUCAGGGAGCGCUUAGACUGGCCUUCUAUCCAUGGAUCAGGAGAGCCUCAGUGUGGCUAAUUUUAUUUUUCAGGAUCUAGAUUCUUUAGCUCAUUAGUGAAAAAUGACUUCAUCAUCAGGCUCUGCCUUCCACCAAAUUAUACAUAAAGAGACAUAUCUGUUAUGUGGUGGGAUUUUUCACAUUCUUGUGGACUAUGAGCUGCAUUUUUGAUGGAAGAGAGCAGGUAAAUAAUAUAUAGUGGCAGUUAAGCUACAGACAUAUUCAUGCAAAAUACUCAGCUGCCUCUGUAAAACCUCUGUGGAUAUUGCCAUUUUUCUUAUUGUGAACAACCACACCAACACCAAGUUAAGAGGAUACAUUUCUAACUCUAAAAGGUGGCUCUAAGUAGUUGGUAGAUUCCUGGGCCUUCACUGGUAGCAGUUUGAUGAGAGAAGGAAGGGAAGAGGAUUGUGGGAUAAUCUACAUUCCUAUUUAUACCAGUUUGAUUUCACAAAACUGCUCUAUUUUGUGUGUGUGCGCAUGUAUGUGUAUGUAUAUAUCCCAUUUUUGAGUGUUUAGGUCCAAAUAAACUAACUGUAACUAUUUUCAGGAAUAAUUCUGAAGCUUUUAAAAAGUUGUAUAAUAGCUAGAGUAUCUUGCUGAAAAUUGACUACAAAAUUUUGCUUCAGCGCUGCUGAAUAACUCUCCCUCUUUUAAUAAAAUUCAUAUCAUUUGAAAGAAAUCAAGCUGAAUUUAUUUUUAUUUUUAAGUGCACAUUGUGGCUCUGUUUUUUUUCCUUUUAAAGCAAAACAGAACCCUAAACUAUAUUAUUGGAUGGUGUUCAAACUAGAAAUACUAUUUAUUCAUUCAUUUUUGAUUUAAUACAUAUUUAUUGAGCUUACUAUGUACCAUGUAUUCUUCUGUGUGCUGGUUAUACAGUAUCUGCUUUUGUGGAAUUUACUACAUUCUAUUGGAGAAGACAGAUAAUACAGAUGUAAACAAAUGUAUAAUAUCAGGUGAAAAAGCAAGGAAUAGGGACAGAAACAAACUGAGCAUACGGGACUAAAUUCUUCCCUCAUUGGUAGAGAGGCCAAGGGGCUCCACUUGAGUUUCCAUACUCAUCACCAAUACACUGCCAUCCUUAGGGAGUGCUUGGAUUGUCUUUCUAUCCAUGGCUCAGGAGAGAGAGCCUCAAUGUGGCUAAUUUUAUUUUUCAGGAUCUAGAUUCUUUAGUCCACUAGGGAAAAAUGACUUCAUCAUCAGACUCUGCCUUCCACCAAAUUAUACAUAAAGAGAUGUACAUGUUUGAGGGGGUUGCUACUUUAGAUAAGAUGGUUAGGGAAGGCCUGUUUGAAGAGGUGACAUAUGCAGAGGCCCUAAUGAAAUAAGUGUAUGAACCAUGUGAAUAUUUGGGGAAAGAGCAUUCUGGGAAGAGGUAAAGGCAAGUAAAAAGGCUUAAAAAUGUUAACUUACUUGGCAUGUUUGAGGAAUAGCAGAGGCCAGUAAGGUUACAACAUAGUGAUUAAGGGAGAAACAUGGUAAGAAAAGAAAUAGGAGAGAAAGCCAGAGAGUAGUUCAUGAAGAUCCUUAUAGCCUGGUAUGGAUACGUAAUGUGAAGCCAUUAGAAGGACUGAGAGCAGAGGAGUGACAUCAUUUUACUUACCUGUAUGGAACUGCAGUGUGAAGGUUAGACUGAAGAGGAUUAAGGGUGAAAGCAGAGAGACCAGUUAGGUUAUUACAGUGUUCCAGGCAAGAGUCUUAGACUAGUGUGGUGGAUGAUGGAGAGUGGGGGGGUAGUUAGAUACUGGACGCAAGCUCUAAAGGUAAAGAAGAUAGGAUCUGCUGAUAGCUUGGAUAUGAGGAGAGAGAAAGGGAGGAGUAAAGGAUGACUCCUAGGUUUUUAACUGAGUAGCUGGGUGAAUUCUGAAACAGAGAUGAGGAACAGAUUUGGAGGAAUGUGGAAUCACGAGUUCUUUUUCAGUCAUGUUAGUUUGGAGAUGCUAAAUAGGCAGUUGGCUAUCCAAAUCUAGAGUUCAGGGUACAAUUUGGUACUGACAAAAUUGAUUUGGGAAUCUUUACUGAAUAGCCAUGACAUUGGAUGAGAUCACUUAGUACAGCUUGAAAAGAAAGUGGCAAAGGACUGAGCCCUGGAGUAUGCCAAUGUUAAGAAGUAGAGGAGAAAAGGAGGAACCAGCAAAAGACUGAGAAGGACCCACCAGUGAGCUUAAAGAAAAGUCAGGAGACUGGUGUGCUGGAAGCCAAGUACAGAAAGUGUUUCAAAAAGGAAGGGUUAUUUAAUGGUGUGGAAUGUAGCCUAUAUACCUGGAUAAAAGAAGCUUUAGCUGCUUUGAAGUAAAUCUGAUAGCUUCCCCAAUGGGUAACUAUUUAGAGAAUUCUCUUUUGUUUUUACAUUUGUACUCCAAAUACCUUCCCAUAUUGUUUUUCAGAACAUGGUAUUUUGAUCCUUAAGAUCAUGUAGAACUUUAAAUUGUGAGAAGGGGUUUGAUUAGUUUUUAUGAAAUUUAACCAGUAACAAUCUUCAGAUCAUGGAAGAAACUUUUCUAAAGUUAAGUUUAUGUUCUGGGAGAAAAAAAAUUUCUCCUUUAGUUUGCCUUUUUUGUUCAAUAAUGAUUCCCUGGGUACCUUUUUGACCAUAUUCUUCUCUUGAUCAAUUUUUUAACCCACUUAAGAUUAGAUAUACAGCUAUGCAAGUAUGCCAAAUCUAGUUAUUUGAAAAAUCUUUUUUGAAGAAUCUUCACGGCAAAGAAAAACAAAAUUUAAAUAAGAAUAGCUAUUUUGUUUCAGUGCCAAACAUGUCUAGAAAAGAAAAGAAAUAGAAAAUGUGGUUUAUUUUCCCAAUUGUACAAAAAGAACACUUUGUUUACCCAGUAUUUGUGUAAAAUUGUUGAUGUUAUAAAUAUUGACUUAAUAUUCAAUAACACUGCUAUUAGAUUUCUAACAUUUUAUUUUUCUUUUUAUCAUAACUUCUCCUUUGGUCUUGGGGACAAUCUGGAAAGAAAAGUAGAUAAGUCUAUGGUGCCUCACAUAACUUUUAUUAACAUAGUAGAAAUUCUCUUUAUAUCAGAUACAUUUUUUUAUCAUAAAAUGGUUUACUAGAUAGAAGAAAAAUUAUUCUCUAAAAUUGGUAUUAUAUUUUUAAGAUUUUUUUUCAAUUGAUACUAUUUUCACUUUGUUUAAAUUAUUAGGUUUUUUAAUAUAGAGAGCCUCUGUUUCUGUCAUGUAAAAAAAAAAUCAGUUUCAAUUAAAGAUGGAUGCUAUGGACUGAAUGUUUGUUUCCCUCAGAUUCAUAUGUUGAAGCCCUAACCCCCAAUGUGAUGGUGUUUGGAGAUGGGGCCUUUGGGAGGUAAUUCAAU